This is a messenger RNA of Marmota flaviventris (yellow-bellied marmot), 521 nucleotides long. RefSeq names its product cilia and flagella associated protein 141 (gene Cfap141). NCBI's taxonomy places the organism in Eukaryota, Metazoa, Chordata, Mammalia, Rodentia, Sciuridae. The record is from RefSeq and is a predicted model, not a curated record.
GGCCCAGGGUCAUUGUUGGAGGCCUAAAUGUUGCUAUGACUACUGCAACCUUGGUGACUGAACUAAACAGAAAGGAGAGCCUGCUCAGUCUCCUCAGACUUAAGCAAGCAAGUCUGUAGACAUGUCUGCGGAAAAGAUAACAAAAGUAGAAGAGAACUUUCAAAGGGCCCUAGAAUUUAAGAAGAUGGUCAACAGGUGGCAAACUUCACAUAUUCACUGUGCAUGGCAGAUGACAUUGAGCCAGAGGAGAAACCCAUACACCAUCCUAAGGAUGCAAGAUGCCAUGGUAAAGGAAUUGGCACUGGCCAACAAACAACUACUGAUGGUCCGUCAAGCUGCCCUGCACCAGCUGUUUGAAAAGGAGCAUCAGCAGUACCAGCAAGAACUAAAUCAGAUGGGCAAAGCUUUUUAUGUGGAGAGACUCUGACAGCCUCCGAAACACUGCUCUUCCCUUCUUGCCAUACCUGCUAACGUAGCCUUCUUGAGCCUCUACUACCUUGAACUUCCUUCCCCAAACAGAC